AUGUCCACGAAGAUUAUUGCGGAUAAAAGCGAAUUCCAUUUAUUAACUGAUUUAAUUUCACGACUUAAAGAAGAGAAUGAACUUCUUAAAAUACGUGUCAAAGAACUAGAAGAGAAACUCGAACAGAAUUCGAAAAUUAGUGAGCCAAUAAUUUCUGAUAAAGUUCCAGCAAAAGCUAAUUUAGCAAAAAAUGACCUAAGCUUGGCCGAAUAUACUCGAUACGGUCGACAACUCAUUCUACCAGGUUUUGGAAAAUCAGGUCAAUUGAAACUUAAAAAUACUUCAAUAUUGUUAGUAGGUGCUGGAGGUUUAGGUGCACCUGCAGCCAUUUAUCUUGCCGCUGCAGGUGUCGGCAAACUUGGAAUAAUUGACUAUGAUACUGUGGAGAAAUCAAAUUUGCAACGUCAGGUAAUACAUAAUGAAUCACGGGAGGGUAUUUCUAAAGCACAAUCGGCAAAGAUGACUAUCGAAGGGUUAAACUCUUUAUGUCAAUGCGUUGCGUACGAAAUCCUUUUGGAUAGUUCCAAUGCACUGGAAAUAAUUGAAAAAUACGAUAUAGUUAUUGACGCGACUGAUAAUGUUGCUACGCGUUAUCUACUUAAUGACGCGUGUGUGAUGACCGGAAUUCCUUUGGUCUCUGGCAGUGCCUUACGUAUGGAUGGUCAAUUAACUAUAUAUAAUUACAAAGGAGGACCUUGUUAUCGAUGCCUAUUCCCUAAACCACCUCCACCAGAAAGCGUAUUAAAUUGUGCUGAUGGUGGAGUUUUAGGAGUCGGUCUGUGCUUAUAUACUUUGAACUGUCUUACAACUGACCGGAAUUAUUGGAUGUUUGCAAGCUUUGCAAGCAAUCAAAAUUGCUAUAGAUAUGAAUGGCGAGUGAUAAAUAUUAAGGAAUGCAUUACUUGGGCCGAUGACGAAAGUCCUCAUAAUCUUUUGAUUUUUUCGGCUACAUCAUAUCCGCUGUUUCGAUCCAUGAAAUUGAGACCGAAAAAGAAGGAUUGUGCUGUAUGUGGCGAACACCCUUCUAUAACUGAAUUGAUUGAUUAUGUUCAGUUUUGUGGUAGUGGCGCAUUAGAUAAAUCACCUACGGUCGAGAUAUUGGGGAAUGACAAUAGGAUUGAACCCAAGAUAUAUCACGAUUUGCGGAAUAAAGGUAUAUCUCAUGUUUUAAUUGAUGUGAGGGAAACGAUACAAUAUAAUAUUUGCUGUUUACCUAAUUCAAUUAAUAUUCCUUUGAACGAUCUCCCCAAAAAGAUUGAAGAAGUAAAAAACUCGCUAGAAAAACCCAACACACCAGGAAAUGAUUCACAACAUGCAGUGAAAAUAUUAAAAAAUGAAUUGAAAGGCGACAUUAAAGAUAUUAUCGGAGGAUUAUAUAAAUGGUCCUUAGAUGUUGAUCAAGAAUUUCCUAUAUAUUAA
This is a messenger RNA of Funneliformis caledonium, 1419 nucleotides long. NCBI's taxonomy places the organism in Eukaryota, Fungi, Glomeromycota, Glomeromycetes, Glomerales, Glomeraceae. The record is from the annotation of a GenBank genome assembly.